AUGGCUUCCACAGACGCUCUCAAUUUCCGCUGUGCUCUCGUCACGGGCGGCGGCGGCGGCAUCGGCAAGGCUAUUGCAGAGUACCUCGUGCAAAGGGGCAAGAAGGUCGUCAUCGCCGGUCGCACAGAGUCCAACCUCGCUUCGACGUGCAAGGAGAUUGGCUGCGCCGGCUACUACGUCGUCGACGUGGGCGCCACCGACACGCUGCCCGCCUUCGCCAGGCGGGUCACGGCAGACCACCCGGACCUCGACUGCCUCGUCAACAACGCCGGCGUGCAGCGGCCCAUCGAGGUGCUCGGGGUUUCGGCAACGCCAGAGGAGCUCCUGGGCAAGGCAGACAACGAGAUCGACAUCAACGUCCGCGCGCCGCUGCACCUGACGCUCGGCCUGCUGCCGCACUUUCGCGACACGAGCAAGUGCCCACGGGGUGCCACCGUGGUCAACGUGUCCAGCGUGCUCGGCUUCCUGCCGUACGCGCUCGUCAACCCGGUCUACUGCGCGACCAAGGCGUGGGUGCACUCGUGGAGCAUGAGCCUGCGCUCCCAGCUCCAGGACGUCGAGCCGCCCAUCCGAGUCGUCGAGAUCGCGCCGCCCAUGGUGGGCACCGACCUGCACCGCGAGAGGGAGGACCCGGACGACAACAAGAAGGACAAGAACGCCAACUCCUUGACGGUGGAGGAGUUCAUGGAGGAGAUCACCAAGAAGUGGGAGGCUGGCGACACGACUAUCAGUGCCGGAAGUGGUGCGAGGGUUGUCCAGGAUUGGUUUGACACGUUUGGUGAGAUCAAUCACUGGUUGCCGGACAAGAUGGCACCCUUUGUUGAUAUCACUCCAAACCUCGUGCUUGAGAAGUCUGAGCCGGGACGAAAGGUUCAUUCUCUAUCAAGUAUCGACCGAUGCGUCCCCCAGAGCCUGCUGCACCUGAUCCUCGUCUUCCCCUUCCCAGACCUCAGACAGAGUGAUGCCGCUGCACAAGUCAUCGGACAAGGCCUCGCCGCACUGAUGAAAAGAUGGACAUUUCUCUCAGGCCAGUUGCCCCCACUCGACUCAAGGGACGAGAGAACAGAUUCAUGUUAUGUCGAGUACCACCGCCCGUGGACCAUCAAUGCGCGCCACGUCUUCAAGUGUCUUCUGGCUACCGCUCCGUCAUCCCUCGACUACGAUCGAAUGAGUAAGUUGGGUAUGCCGGUCCGGGACCUGGAUGUUGACUUGCUUUGCAUCACUCCAUCCUCGCUUUACGGCACAGUCAGUCUCCCAGGCGCCGUCUUUACUCUGCAAGCAACCUUCGUAACUGGCGGGCUCUACCUCGGGUUUUCAUUUCAGCGAGCGGUUUUCGAUUCAUCCUAUAUAGAACUGUUUGUUGGCUCAUUGACAGAGGCUAUUCGGGCCCGCUCAACCUUGAACUGCGAAGGUGCGUUGGUUCCAGGGGGUGGCAUAAUCCUCUUCUUGAGGGGACAAGCAACUUACUCUCGACCAGCUAUACAACCGUGUACUCGCCAGAGCCCGGCAUUGUACAUCCCCGAGGAUGACGCGGUAGAGAAGGGCCGAGAGGUUCGCUCAGCAUCCUUGGAGGACUUUGAUUUCUCUCAUGCAAAUGCCGCCUCGAAUCCAACGAUAAAAACAAAGACAAAGGUGGUCGCGUUCACGGCAGCCAAGGUGGCCAAGAUGAGGGAGCUCAUCGGCUGCAUUCUGGAAGCGCCAGGAGAAGCGCCAUCCGAGAGAGCCUGCCUCCUGGCUCUGGUGUGGAUCGCCGUGAUACGAAUUCGCGAAAAGCGCCUCGCACCUCAGACACUCACCAAGUUUGGGGUACAGGUCGACCUGCGGCCUCAGCUUAAGCCCCCGGUCGAACAUGGCUACCUCGGCAAUCUCUUCUCAUCCGCUAUCGCACAGACGAGAGUGCAGGACCUGGUUGACAUGAAGUUACCGGAAGCCCUUCAGGACUCAAUCACCAUUCAGACCGUUGCCAAAGCGGCACGCUUGAUCGAGCAAUCAACUUCCAAGGUCGACACGGAGCAUGCACAUGACCGGCUGGGCCGAAUCGGCCGCAUCGUGGACUGGGUUGAUGCACAAAAGGCCAGCCGGACUGGUUUCUUGCGGCACGCUCACGAUAUAGUCUCGGACUUGAAUGUCGUCAGCAACUUGGAAAGCUUCGACAUCCCGGGCAUUGCAGCCCCAGGCAAUCCGCACUGGUGCCGCAUCGCCGGCUCCUCUCAGGAGGGCAUCGUCAAUAUCCUGCCUAGAACGGGCCUCCCCGACGCGGACUGGGAGGUGCAGGUCACGCUGCGGACUUUCGAGCUGUCGGCUGUCGUGAAGGAUGUGGGCAGAACGGGGUGGCAUAAGGCUUUCUAUUGA
Thyridium curvatum is the source of this 2352-nucleotide messenger RNA. RefSeq lists its product as uncharacterized. Gene Ontology annotation, cellular component: membrane. NCBI's taxonomy places the organism in Eukaryota, Fungi, Ascomycota, Sordariomycetes, Thyridiales, Thyridiaceae. The transcript has 4 exons. Bases 1 to 2352 code for a protein of 783 amino acids. The record is from RefSeq and is a predicted model, not a curated record.